Pelodiscus sinensis (Chinese soft-shelled turtle) is the source of this 969-nucleotide messenger RNA. NCBI's taxonomy places the organism in Eukaryota, Metazoa, Chordata, Testudines, Trionychidae. The record is from RefSeq and is a predicted model, not a curated record.
AUGAAGCCAGCACACUGUGAACUGAAGGAAAAAAUAUCCAACCGAAGCAUCGUGACCGAAUUCCUGCUCCUGGGGUUCUCUGACGUACGGGAGCUGCAGAUUCUGCACUUUGUGGUGUUCCUGGUGCUUUACCUGGCAGCCUUGGUGGGGAAUCUUCUCAUCAUCACAGCCAUCAUCUUUGACAAUCGACUUCACACCCCAAUGUACUUCUUCCUGGGCAACCUGUCUGUCCUAGACCUCGGCUCCAUCUCCGUCACCGUCCCCAACUCCAUGGCCAACUCCCUCCUGGACACCAGGUCGAUUUCCUACCCUGAUUGUGUCGCCCAAGUCUUUCUUUUUGUUGUCUUCACUUCAACUGAUCUUGCCUUACUCACCGUCAUGGCCUAUGACCGACACGUCGCCAUCUGCCACCCGCUGCACUACGAGCGAGUGAUGAACAGAAGAGCUUGUGUCCACAUGGCUGCUGGUAUCUGGAUCACUGGUAUUGUCUACUCUGCCCUGCACACUGGGAACACCUUCAUGUUACCCUUCUGCCAGUCCAACGUCAUCGACCAGUUCUUCUGUGAAAUCCCCCAGCUCCUCAAGCUGGCCUGCUCCGACUCCUACAGCAGUGAAAUUGGGGUUAUUAGCUUUAGUGUGUUUUUAUUUUUGAAUUGCUUUAUUUUUAUCAUUGUGUCUUAUGUUCAGAUCUUCAGAGCGGUGCUGAGAAUCCCCUCGGAGCGGAGCCGGCACAAAGCCUUCUCCACCUGCCUCCCCCAUCUCGCUGUCUUCUCCUUGUUCCUUUGCACUGGGUCCUUUGCCUACCUGAAACCUACCUCUAGCUCAGCCUCUAAUCUGGAUCUUAUGGUGGGUGUGCUGUACGCUGGGGUGCCCCCCAUGAUAAAUCCGGUCAUCUACAGCCUGAGGAACCAGGAGGUCAAAGCUGCAUUGAAGAAACUGAGGAGGUGGAGGUUUAUCUCCAAGAUCUGA